GUUUUUAUAAAGUACCAUCUCUAAUCAAACAGGUUGUAAACAAAAACUGAAAACUGGAAAAAAGAGUAGUAAUUAGGUGAAAAAAAAACAUCCUGCAUGUCCGAGAUACAAUGCGUUUCCACAUGAAGAGCGGCAGCGAGGACAACGACAUUGUGGCCACAGCCACGGCCGAGCACAUCCGCAAGUUUGUCUUCAGCAGCGGGUCUUCUGGCGAACGCCUAGAAAUCAAAAUACCCGAGCUGCUUCAGGGAGCUUACUCCUUUUACACGUGGCCCUGUGCCCCGGUACUGGCCCACUUUCUGUGGGAGCGACGCCAGACUCUGGCUGGUAAGCGUAUCCUUGAGCUGGGUAGCGGUACCGCUCUGCCCGGCAUCCUUGCCGCUAAGUGCCAAGCGCAGGUGGUGCUUACUGAUAACUGCAUCCUCCCUAAGUCGCUGGCUCACAUCCGGAAGUCGUGCUUGGUCAACCAACUGCAGCCGGGCGUGGACAUCGAUGUGGUAGGCUUGAGCUGGGGCCUCUUGCUAAACAGCGUGUUCCGGCUGCCUCAUCUGGACCUAAUCAUUGCUGCCGACUGUUUUUACGAUCCGAGUGUUUUCGAGGACAUUGUGGUCACAGUGGCCUUCCUGCUGGAGCGGAAUGCCGGUGCCAAGUUUAUAUUCACCUAUCAGGAGCGGAGCGCGGACUGGUCAAUUGAGGCACUGCUCAAAAAGUGGAAGCUGCAGGCGCUGCCCAUCAGCAUGGACGACAUUGGAAAAGAUUCGGGCGUGGAUCUGCUGGAGUUUAUGGGCGGGCACACCAUUCACAUGGUAGAGAUAACUCGCAUUGAGAACGGCGGCACAAUAAAUUCUAUAUAAAAUUAUAUAGAUGUUGUGUUUAAGUCCGUUCAAGGAUUAUUUCUUUAUCAAACUAUUUUCGAUGAAGUUUCAUGUAUCAAAAAGGAAAUU
Messenger RNA from Drosophila serrata, 944 nucleotides. RefSeq names its product histone-arginine methyltransferase METTL23. The record is from RefSeq and is a predicted model, not a curated record. Gene Ontology annotation, cellular component: cytoplasm; nucleus. NCBI's taxonomy places the organism in Eukaryota, Metazoa, Arthropoda, Insecta, Diptera, Drosophilidae.